Molecule: messenger RNA, 2043 nt
Organism: Notolabrus celidotus (New Zealand spotty)
Lineage: Eukaryota; Metazoa; Chordata; Actinopteri; Labriformes; Labridae
Gene: skp2
Product: S-phase kinase-associated protein 2, E3 ubiquitin protein ligase
Exons: 10
Coding region: 182-1438 (418 amino acids)
Biological process (GO): positive regulation of protein ubiquitination; SCF-dependent proteasomal ubiquitin-dependent protein catabolic process
Cellular component (GO): SCF ubiquitin ligase complex
Molecular function (GO): protein binding
Source: RefSeq, a predicted model, not a curated record
GAAGAAGAAUUUGUGUGACGCAGCCUAUGGACGCAGCACGUACAGCGCAGUGACGUAGUGAGCACAGGGCGCUCUGCUGCUGGCGCUGAGUUUAAAGAGUAACCUGGAGGAGCUCUGCUGGGGAAAAACCUUCUCUAUAUUCAAUUCUUUUUAAAUAUCUUAUUUUUAAUCCGACCCGGGGAUGUCAGGAGAAAGCAUGCCUUUGCAGGACCUGCCCUGUCUGAGCCUCCAGACCUCCAUGCUGUCCCAGUCCAGCAGGAGGAGCAACAAGCGCAAGUCCAGGAGCUGCCUCAUUGAGGGACUGGACACUGAAUGCACCCCAUCAGACCUGAUCCAGCAGUGGUCCCCGAGCCACAAGCACCAGAGGCUGCUCUGCAAGGGGAAGGAGAAUGAGGAGAACCCGUUUGUGCUCGCCAGGAGGUCCAGGAGGAAAAGAGGACCCACAUCAGGUAUCUCAUGGGAUCAUCUCCCCGAGGAGCUCCUUCUCAGGAUCUUCCUCUACCUCCCUCUGCAGGAUCUCCUCCGAAUGUCCAGAGUUCGCAAGCGCUGGCAUCGCUUAGCGUUCGAUGAGUCUCUGUGGCACAGUGUGGACCUGGAGGGUCUGACCCACAUGGAUUCAGCUCUGCAGCAGGUGCUGAAGACCGGCGUCCGCAGGCUGCGCUGCCCUCGCUCCUUCAUGGAGGAGACACAAUUCACAGGGACUAGCCCGCUGCCGAUAGUCCAACUGGAUCUGUCGAGCUCUAUUAUUUCCACCUCGGCUCUGGAGAGCAUCAUCUGUCGCUGCAUGCUGCUGGAGCAUCUGAGCCUGGAGGGUCUGCAGCUCUCAGACACCAUCAUCACCUCUCUGUCCAAAAACACAAACCUCCUGCAGCUGAACCUGAGCGGCUGCUCUGGCUUCUCCGCUGCUCCGCUGGCCGACACGUUGAAAUCCUGCAGCAGAAUAGAGCAGCUGAACAUCUCAUGGUGUGACUUCAGUAAUAAUCAUGUGAAGAGUGUGGUGGAGAAUCUGAGCCCGGCUGUGACGAAGCUCAACUUCAGCGGCUACAGAGAGAGCCUCACACUGGACGAUGUGAAGGUGCUGGUGACGAGAUGCCCCCAAAUCCAGAUUCUAGACUUAAGUGACAGCACUCUGCUGAUGGCCGACAGCUUCCACGUCCUCAAACAGCUGACACAUCUUCAGCAGCUGUCUCUGAGCCGCUGCUACCACAUCCACCUCGCUGCACUCACGGAUCUGGGCCAGAUGUUCCCCUCGCUGUCCUUCCUGGAGGUUUUCGGUCUCAUUCAGGACCCUCAGCUCGUCUCUCUGAAGAAGGAGCUUCCUCGGAUCAGCAUCAACUCCCGCCCGUUCUCCAGCAUCGCCCGGCCCACGCCAGCCUGCAGACCCUACAACGACUGCGCCAUGUGGAACAGGAAGUGUCGUCUGAGGGUGAAACUGUAAACCUCAGCGUUACGUUACGUGUCAGUGUUGUUGCUGCUGGUGGAAUUAAGGGUCCUGGAAACGCCCGCUUUUAGGGAAACGUUAAAUUUAGGAUUGGGUGCUGAAUCCAGUUUUUCUUGAAUGUUUUAAUUCAGACUUUUAGUGAAUUUUUGGAUCCGUUUGGGUUCGAAUAAUGUCUUAAUUUAAAAUAUGUUGUCAUGAAAACGUGGUUUUAAAAGGCUCAAAUGAAUGUCGACGUCUAUCAGAUGUCUGUAAAUACUUGGAGCUGCUGAUGUCUCAGACAUUUUACAGGAAGUCGAGCUCUCGGCUGAAUAAUGAGAUGAAACCUGGGAUUUAAAUCAGUGACAAAGUUUUAAUGUAAAACAAAAGAUCACUCCAAACCAGCUGUGAAUAUCUGUGAAACCACUGUUACAGGAAACAUCACGUUCAGAUUUUACUGCUUCAGGUUAUCAUUAAUGUACAUGAGUUUCAUGAUGACCUGAUUAUGUCAAUGUAUAACGUGCUGUAUGCUCGGUGUUGUCGUCAUUUCAAACGUCAUACAGGCGGACGUUUACUGUUUUUACCUUAAGUUCGUUUUUUCAGUAAAACAAGUAAUCUUAAACUUC